CUCUAAUCGUUUAGUAAAACAGAGCCUGUAGCCGUUUCCAUGCAGGAGAAAAGGAUCUGCUGCCCCUUCAAGAGACUUGUGCUGCUGUUCCUCUGGGUUUAAUUAAUAUGGAUGUUUGGCACCAAAUCUGCUGCUGCUCCUGUGCACAAGAAGAGCCAGAGAACAAUCCACUCCUCAGUGAGAUGCUCCGGUACUUCGAUCAGCUGGGGAAACGCAAACGGGCCCAGGCCACCAACCUGUGGAACGAGCCCGCGGACGAUACCCACAUGGAGCACGACGACGACCGCGAGCUCUACAACCUGCUGCAGAAACGGGCCAGGCUGCGCCGGGGCUCGGAGGGCUACCGACGCCUGAGCUUUGACAUCAGCGCCCACCGCCAGAUCCGCCGCGAGGUGAAGGACCGAUGGAGGCAGAUCCUAGAGGUCCUGGGGUUCAGCGCCGAGGCAGACAGCUUGCUCGACAUCACCUCCACGGCCUCCUACAGCUCCCUGCGCCAGCCCCUGCAGGCCCGCCAGCUCCUCACCGCCCUGGCCGAGCAGACCAGCCUCUUCGACCGCCACUGCAGCCUCCCCGAGCGAUACCUCUUCGUCCUGGACCGGCUGCUCAUCCUGGACGCCAGCGAUGACUUCCUCUCCGCCGCCCGGCGCUACUACCCCCUGGAGGCCGAGGAGGGGCCCCCCAGCGAGGAGGAGCCCCCCAGCCAGGAGGCCGUGCUGGUGACGCUGAGCCCAGCGCCCCAAGGCGCGGAAGAGGAGAUGGCUGCAGUGAUGGAUGAAGAGUCCUUGUUGGUCAAGCUGAUCGAGUGAGGCCUGCCCUUGGGGGCAGCCGGGUUAGGCUGAGCGCUGUCCCGCUGUGUCCUGCUGCUGCUGGGGGGGUACGGUGCUGAGCAGGGGGUCAUAGCCCCCCCCCUCACUGCGCUGGGGCCUGUUGGCAGCCUGAAUCUGCUGUGUGCCCCCUCUGCUGCCCUCUUACCCACCUGCAAAACCCCCUCCCCUCCCCUUCCCUCCCGCUGCCUGGCCCCCACCCUUCCCCCGCUGGGCUUGGGGCCACCUGGCCCUUCCUGUAUUGUUGAGGGGGGGGACGAGGCGCCGUCCUGUUGGGAAUGAGGGUCUGGCGGUGCCUGUCAUCUGGAACAGGCUGGGAUGUGCCUGCUCAGCCGGCGGAGUUGCUCCUCUCUGCUGGCCUCACUCCCAUGCAGCCACCUCUGGGGUGGAACGCAGCGGCUGCUUACUAGCAAUGCUACUCUCCGGUUAGGGGGGAGUCCUAGACCGCGUCUGUCAGUGAGGGCACCUGCAAACCAUUAGGCUUUUCUACGAGCAUUGGCCCUGGGCUGCAGUGAUUCAUACUGGGGUACCUGGGAGCUGGGCUGGAGAUUUAUAGCGGGAAGGGUCCCUGCAGCUCGGCCUGUUGCUGUUCAUCCUUUCCUGGGUGGGCUGAUUCUGUGUGAAUGUUCCCUGCCAAAGCCAGUCGGUGGGGGGGAGGCAUACCCCAUGGCUCACUGGUGUAUUGACAAUGGAACGAACCUGGGGGGAGGUGCUGUCAUUCUAGUGUAAUGAAUGUCAGUCACAGAGGCAGGGUGUGCGGGGUUGUGGAGCAGUUCACCCCCCCCCCCAUCUUUUAUCAUCGACUUCCCUGCAGUGGGUUUCUGCCUCAAUUUCUCAGCAUGGUUCGUAUAUGGAGAGAGACCUCUCUCAUCGAGCUGGUAGGGAGUCUGAAAGGUCAGCGAGUCCAGCCCCCUGUCUUCACUGGCAGGACCAAGUGCUGAUUUUUGCCCCAGAUCCCUACAUCGCCCCCCUCAAGGAUUGAGCUCACAACCCUGGGUUUAGGAGGCCAACGCUCAAACCACUGAGCUAUUCCCCCUCUCCCCAUUCAGAGAAAUGAUGUGGCUUUUCUGACACCAAUCCAAUCCCCCACUCCCUGCCACAACCCGUCUCCAGCCCCCCAACCUGCUAUUCCAGACCUGAGCCGUGCGGCAUUGCAACACACCCCGCACCACUGAGCUGCAGCCGUC
This is a messenger RNA of Mauremys reevesii (Reeves's turtle), 2011 nucleotides long. Its product is annotated as melanoregulin-like. The coding region runs from base 108 to 806 and encodes 232 amino acids. NCBI's taxonomy places the organism in Eukaryota, Metazoa, Chordata, Testudines, Geoemydidae. The record is from RefSeq and is a predicted model, not a curated record. Gene Ontology annotation, cellular component: melanosome. The transcript has 6 exons. Gene Ontology annotation, biological process: melanosome transport.